Molecule: messenger RNA, 1516 nt
Organism: Closterium sp. NIES-67
Lineage: Eukaryota; Viridiplantae; Streptophyta; Zygnematophyceae; Desmidiales; Closteriaceae
Source: the annotation of a GenBank genome assembly
UCAUCACUCGCCAACUCGCUCCUUUCCAAACAUCUCCACCUCGUCCCCUCGUUCUCACUGUCGUGUUCCUCCCUUCUCAAGUGUCUGCCAGACCUAGUGAUACCGGUACCGUCGGGGUUCCUCCAGCCCCCUCCAACAAUCCCCUCUUGUCCUCGACAAAUUCGACCACUCCACGCUGCAACAACAACAACAACUUGUUUGAAAGCAUGGCUGCGAGGCUCGCGCUGCUUCUGCUCGCCGUCUUGGCGUGCGCCUGUAGCACUGCGACCGGCGCCAAGAUCUCGCAGGUGUACGUGUUCGGCGACGAGUCGGUGGACGUGGGCAACGCGAAUCUCUUCAAGCAGGCGCCGCUGAAGGCCAACAAGGCGCCGUACGGCGUCAGCUACAAGCCCGCGUCGGGCCGCUUCUCCGACGGCAAGCUCGUCGUCGACUACCUCGCUGACUUCCUCGCGAUCGCCCCGCCGCGCGCCGAUCUCGCUCCGCGCAAUGCGUCGCUUCCCUUCACCGGGCUCGACUUCGCGACCGCCGGCGCUGGCGCCAAGUCCGGCACCAACGGCGGAAAGACGCGCGGGCUGCAGGUGCAGUUCAACGAGUUCAGGAAGUGGUUCCACGAGGCGCAGAGGACCAACAACCCCGACCUCAAGCUGGGCGAGGCUCUGUUCGUGAUCAGCAUCGGCGCCAAUGACUACAUAGCUGAGCUCAGCCGUGCGCAGCCCAACAUGACGACCCUGACCGCCCUCGCCUCGUCCGUUUCCAACAUCGUUAUAAACAUCACUCAGUCCCUCUAUAAACUCACCGGCUCCUCCAACAUUGUCCUUUUCGACCUGCCAAACCUCGGCUGUAUUCCCGCCGUGCGCCGCGCGCAAAACACCGGAAUCAACUGCACGGAUGCUGGUAACCAGGUUACCAUUAUCCACAAUUUCGCCAUGAUCACGAAAUCGGACAAGCUGAGGACCAACCCGGACCUCCCCAUGCCUAACCUCGUGUUCUUCAGGCAGUCUGUUGUGUACAAGACCAUGAUUCAAGUCCCCGUUUCUGGCCUGACCAACCAGACCUACCCGUGCUGCGAGGCCGUCACCAGCACCGGCACCGUGGUGGCGUGCGGGCAGACAGCAGGUGCAGGCAAGGCAGCAGUGACGGCAGGCCCGUGCGCCGCCCCCGCCAAGUACCUGUGGUGGGACGCACUCAACCCCACACAGGCGGUCAACCAGAAGGUGGCCAACACUCUCUUCUUCAGUUCCAACCCUAACAUGGUUCGCCCCAAUGGGCUCAAGAAGUUCUUUGGACUGUAGGGCAGGAUGGGGGAAGAAGGCGAUAAACGGUGGUAGCUGUAUCUAUUUGGAGAUGUGCUGUGCUCCUCCCACCUGGGUGGCUUGAGCCUGUGGGUCUCUUUGUCACCUAGCGUGAAAUAAAGACCAGAGCACUCCUCUGGCAAGUGCACAGGCUGUGGGCUGCAUGUUUUGUUGAUUCAUGUAACGUGAGUGUGUAUGUGCACGAAUAAUACUGGAAAAUGUUG